CCAAAAUCUCUAUCGGAUGAUCUUCAUUGUACUGGUUUCAAAGCUAUCUGGAUGCUUGACCCAGGGAUCAAGCAUGAAACUGGUUACUUUGUUUAUGACAGUGGAUCGCAGAAAGACAUAUGGGUUCAAACAGCAGACGGAGAACCCUUUGUUGGAGAGGUAUGGCCAGGACCUUGUGUUUUUCCUGACUUUACUCAAGAGAAAGCACGUUCGUGGUGGGCUAAUCUAGUCAGAGAUUUUGUAUCUAAGGGAGUGGAUGGUAUAUGGAAUGAUAUGAAUGAACCAGCUGUUUUUGAGUCCAUGACAAAGACAAUGCCUGAGAGUAACAUUCAUAGGGGAGAUGCUGAACUUGGUGGUCAUCAGAAUCACUCACACUACCACAAUGUUUAUGGCAUGCUGAUGGCAAGAUCCACAUAUGAAAGCAUGAAAUUAGCCAACCCUAAGAAACGCCCAUUUGUUCUUACUCGAGCUGGGUUUAUAGGUAGUCAGAGGUAUGCUGCUACAUGGACAGGGGAUAAUCUUUCUUCUUGGGAACACCUGCAUAUGAGCAUCUCUAUGGUACUCCAGCUGGGGCUUAGUGGUCAGCCACUUUCAGGUCCUGACAUUGGUGGAUUUAUCGGCAAUGCAACACCAAAGAUGUUUGGAAGAUGGAUGGGCAUUGGGUCUAUGUUUCCGUUUUGUCGUGGGCAUUCCGAGAAGGGAACUGUUGAUCAUGAGCCUUGGUCCUUCGGGGAAGAGUGUGAGGAAGUUUGUCGUUUGGCACUAAAGAGGAGGUACCGCCUUAUACCACACAUAUAUACACUUUUUUACUUGGCACAUAGUAAAGGUUCACCGGUGGCAACUCCUGCAUUUUUUGCUGAUUCUAAGAAUUCUCAGUUAAGAAGAAAUGAGAGUUCUUUCUUGUUGGGCCCACUUCUGGUAUAUGCAAGUACUGUGAGUGAUCUUGGAGUGCAUCAACUGCAGCAUGCAUUGCCUGACGGCAUUUGGAUGAGUUUUGAUUUCGAAGAUUCACAUCCAGAUUUACCAGUACUGUAUCUACAAGGUGGAUCAAUUAUCCCAUUUGGUCCAGCUCAUCAACAUAUUGGUGAAUCUAAUCCAACUGAGGAUCUGUCAUUGCUUAUUUCUUUGGAUGAAAACGGUAAAGCUGAAGGUGUUCUGUUUGAAGAUGAUGGUGAUGGCUAUGGAUAUACUAAUGGAGGUUAUCUCCUGACAACGUAUGUAGCGGAGCUGAAGUAUUCAGUUGUCACAGUGAGUGUUUGCAAAACUGAAGGAUUGUGGAAGAGGCCAGGUCGCCGGUUACAUGUACACCUAUUGCUCGGUGAAGGAGCUAUGAUCGAUGCAUGGGGCACUGAUGGAGAGGAUCUGCAAAUUGUUAUGCCAUCAGAUGAUGCAAUGUCAAAACUAAUUUUUGCAACCAAAAACAAUUACAAGCUGCGGAUGGAAACUGCAAGAUGUAUUCCUGAUGUGGAGCAAGCAUCCCGACAUAAAGGGAUUGAGCUUUCACGAACUCCUGAUGAUAUUAAACAUGGUGAAUGGGCUCUCCAAGUGGUUCCCUGGAUGGGUGGUCGAAUUAUUUCUAUGGAGCACCUUCCUACUGGAACUCAGUGGUUCCAUAGUCAGGGUGAAAUUAAUGGGUAUGAAGAAUAUAGUGGUACUGAUUACCGAUCUGCUGGCUGUUCCCAAGAGUAUACUGUCCUUGAUCAAAAUCUUGAACAGAUAGGAGAGAUGGAUUCUAUAAAAAUGGUAGGUGAUGUUGGAGGUGGAUUAGCUAUUGAAAGAAACAUUUCAAUUUUAGAAGAUAACCCAAAAGUUCUGAGGAUCGACUCAAGCCUUGUAGCACGCAAUGUUGGUGCUGGUUCCGGAGGGUAUUCAAGGCUUGCUUGUUUACAAAUAAAUCCAACAUUUAGUCUAUUGCACCCAACCGAGUCAUAUGUAACAUUUACCUCCAUCAACGGGUCCAAGCACGAUGUAUGGCCAGAUUCUGACAAGCAGCUGUAUGAAGGGGAUCUUCGCCCAAAUGGUGAAUGGAUGCUCGUUGACAAUUGCCUUGGAUUGGGUUUAGUCAACAACUUUAACAUUAAUCAGGUUUACAAGUGCCUUGUGCAUUGGGGUUUUGGGACUGUAAAUUUAGAGCUUUGGUCAGAGGAGAGACCGAUUUCAAAGCAGUCCCCUCUCCAUGUUACUCAUCAUUAUGAAGUUAGACAAAUUCUGCAGUGCUAAAUAAGUACUUGAUGCUUCAUUUUCCGCACUUCCCUAAAGCAUGGAUACCACUUAAAAUAAUUCUGCAUAUCUUCUUACAU
Erigeron canadensis is the source of this 2300-nucleotide messenger RNA. RefSeq names its product alpha-glucosidase 2-like. The transcript is spliced from 16 exons. Bases 52 to 2220 code for a protein of 722 amino acids. Lineage: Eukaryota; Viridiplantae; Streptophyta; Magnoliopsida; Asterales; Asteraceae. The record is from RefSeq and is a predicted model, not a curated record. Gene Ontology annotation, molecular function: hydrolase activity, hydrolyzing O-glycosyl compounds. Gene Ontology annotation, biological process: carbohydrate metabolic process.